AUGAUUGUGGCUCUUGGUAGCUACGAGCUGUACUACAAUCUCUCAGGCCUGGAGACGGCGGUGCGGCCUCAAUAUCGGGAACUAGCAGAAAGCAAUUGGCAAGAAUAUAACAUCAGCGCCAUUGAUCCCUCAAACUCUCCCAACAGUACCAACCUAUUGGCGGAUAGCUUCUGGAAAGGCUACACGAACGAUCACAUCAGUGCGCUACAACGGCAACUGAUCAGAAAUGCAGCCAUAGACUGGGAAUACGAUAGCCCCAUUCGUUUCUACUAUGGUCUUGCCGACGAAGUUGUCCAUCCGGCGAUGGUGACGCGAACAGUUGCUGCUGGGGGCAGGUAUGCCCCUGCAAUCCAGGUCGCCAGGGCUAGCCACCGGGCGACAUUUCUUGCCGGGCUGUAUGGCAGCGGAGCAUCGCUUGAUGGCUUCGAUAACGUGUUGUCUUGGUUUCAGAGCAAAGCUUAG
This is a messenger RNA of Podospora pseudopauciseta, 462 nucleotides long. RefSeq lists its product as uncharacterized. The transcript has a single exon. The coding region runs from base 1 to 462 and encodes 153 amino acids. Lineage: Eukaryota; Fungi; Ascomycota; Sordariomycetes; Sordariales; Podosporaceae. The record is from RefSeq and is a predicted model, not a curated record.